Nakaseomyces glabratus is the source of this 1515-nucleotide messenger RNA. It is a transcript of the gene CDC7, whose product is annotated as serine/threonine protein kinase CDC7. Gene Ontology annotation, cellular component: nucleus. The record is from RefSeq and is a predicted model, not a curated record. Gene Ontology annotation, biological process: protein phosphorylation; mitotic DNA damage checkpoint signaling. Gene Ontology annotation, molecular function: protein serine/threonine kinase activity; ATP binding. NCBI's taxonomy places the organism in Eukaryota, Fungi, Ascomycota, Saccharomycetes, Saccharomycetales, Saccharomycetaceae.
AUGGUUGGCAAGUAUGAGAUUCCUGAGGAGAUCAAGCAGGAAAUAGAGCAGGUUUAUGAGGAGGUGCCGCCGUUGCGGGAUCAGUACAGGCUGAUAGACAAGAUAGGUGAAGGUACAUUCUCUAGUGUGUACAAGGCUGAGGAUCUACAAGGGAAGGUGACGCGGAAGUAUGGCUCGCACUUCUGGUAUAAGGACUCGAAGUAUGUUGCGCUGAAGAAGAUCUACGUUACGUCGUCGCCGCAGAGAAUCUAUAACGAGCUGAACUUGCUGUAUAUUUUGACUGGGUGUGUACGGGUGGCGCCGUUGUGUGAUGCUAUGCGGGUCAGGGAUCAGGUAAUGGCGGUGCUUCCAUACUACCCUCAUGAGGAGUUCCGGAACUGUUAUCGAGACCUUCCGAUAAAGGGUAUCAAGAUGUAUAUGUGGGAACUCUUACAGGCGCUAAGUUUUGUGCACUCGAAAGGGAUUAUUCACAGAGACGUCAAGCCAACCAACUUCUUAUAUAACCCAGAGAUCGGAAGAGGUGUGCUAGUUGAUUUUGGUCUGGCUGAAAUGCAAAGUGAUAUCAUUACCCAUGGAGCUGAGAUGGCGUUCCCAACAGCAAAGGAUGAUGACGCGGCAUUUGCAAUGAAGGAUUAUAGAAACCAGGAACUCUUUUGCCCUUGCAUCAUGAGAGAAUCCAAGGAUACCACUAUACCUAGUGCCACACACCCACUUAUUACUAUCCAGAAUGGUAAAGUUGUUCAAUUGGGCAACGCUAAUGGGGUUGAUCUAACAAAGGGCUAUCCAAAGAAUGAGACGCGGAGAGUUAAGAGAGCCAAUAGAGCAGGUACUAGGGGGUUCCGUGCUCCUGAAGUGUUAAUGAAAUGUGGUGCGCAGACGACGAAGAUAGAUAUAUGGUCAGUAGGUGUAAUUCUGUUGAGUUUAUUAUCCAGGAGAUUCCCACUCUUUCAAAGUUUAGACGACACUGAUUCUUUGUUGGAGCUCUGCAAUUUGUUUGGUUGGAAAGCAAUGAAAAAAUGUGCAGCAAUCCAUGGCCUGGGCUUUGAGGUUGCUGGUGUUCAGAAUCUGCGAGAAGAGCCAUUCCAGCAUGGGCUGAAACAGUUUGUCUACGAGCUCUUAGAUAAAGAGUGUGAGGCCGGAACGUUUCCAGAGUACAGUAUAGCCUUUGAGACACAUUCAUACUUAAAAUAUGAAAUAGAAGAAGGCCACUCGAUAGAGCCACAUCUUCCAUCACAGAUCGAAGAGGAUAAUGAUAACGAAAAGAUGAUGCAGUUGAAACAAUAUCAAAAGGAGAUAUGGUCUGACCAUUUUUGGUGUUUCCAAGUGUUAGAACAAUGUUUUAAGUUGGAUCCCAGUAAGAGAAGUUCAGCUGAUGAGUUAUUGAGGAGUGCAUUCUUUAAUGAACUAAACGUUGGUGCUGGAGAGAGUACAGAAGGUGAGUUAACCGAUGAAGAUGUGUCUGACACAGCUAGUGAAGCAGCAAGUUCUGAUGAGGAAGUCAUGCUAAUUGCGUAA